ACUGCAGGCUUUGUCUGGGAACUGAGUUGAUGUCAGCCUAGCAACCAGGGGAGAGGAGCUGGGCUGGCCCUGCUGUGCACAGGGCGGGCAGGUUGCUAGGCUGGGCUGGGCUGCUCUGCUCCCCCUCCCUGCCCACCGCCCUCUCUCACUCCUGGCUGUGGGCAAGGCUCUUGGAUGUGGCCUGCAUGCGAGGUAAUGACCUAUCUUGGUACUUGUGGGACUACAUGUCCAUGCCAACAUGGAGGUAGUUCAGUCAGCCCCUUUAGAAUUUAGUCAUGAAGAAAAAUCAUUUAAGAAAGUACCCACCAUCCUUUUGGACAGCCUUGUGGAGGAGCCUCAAAAGGGAAAUGGCGUCCCCAAUCACCUGCUGGAGUCGAAGAUUUAUGCAAAGCUUCUGAGAAACAAGGUCAUACAGGCUAAGCCUGCCGUAUUGCAUUAUGGAGGGUAUAAAAUCGAAAAACAUCACCAGCAGAUCCUGAAUCUGGUAAAUAUUUCUGGUGAUGUAAUAAAUUUUCAUAUUAUACCACCCCAGACAAAAUACUUUCAGAUCAAAUACAACAAAACACAUCGGCUUGUCCCUGGCUUGUCAUUUGCAGUUACAGUUGAUUUUUGUCCUGAUGAGUGGCGAUAUUACUAUGACUGUAUCCGAAUUCACUGUCAGGGAGAUGACACUUUGCUCGUUCCUAUCCAUGGCUACCCUGCUGUGAAUGUUGUCGAAUUUCCAUCAUUUAUAAGCUUAUCAGAUGUUUCAGUUGGACAGAACAAGGAGUAUGUGAUCCCUUUACAGUGCAGCUGUCCAAUAGAUUUUGAAUUCCAUAUUGAUUAUAUUCAGCGUCACAAAGCCUUUACCAUUCAGCCAACCUCAGGAAUAAUUCCAGCCAGUGGGAAAGUGAAUGUGGUUGUUAAAUAUGCACCAUAUGAAUAUGGAACAGCACAGAUGAAAAUGCAGUUAUGGAUUGCACAGUUUAACUCUAAACCCUAUGUAUGUGUAUUCACAGGAACAUCAACACCCCAUGGGGGUUUAAUAAAGGAAGAAUUUGAAACACAUAAAACUCUCUCAGAGAAGAAAACAGUGUCACUAGGAAAACAAGUGGUAAGGAGAAAAGGCCGUUUAAAGCAUCCACAAUCCAGCCAAAUUCAGAAAGUUAAGGAGAUUGAAUACCAAAACCUGCGAUUCCCAGCAGAUUUGUCAAAUCCCUAUGCUGUUGCAACGGUUUUGAUUCAAGAACCUGGCAAAUUAAAGAUUAAACACUUGAAAGAAGUCCUGUGCCAAGGUAAUGAAGGUGCAAAAACAAGACAGAUGAAGGAAGCUGUAUUUGAACUAAAAGUCAAACAAGAUGCUCAGGAAGAAGAAGCAAAUCAGCUUAAGUGGCAAAUUCACACAGGUAAAGAUCCAAUUUCUAUGAAAUUUAAGAGAGAGAUUAUUGAAGAACGACAACGGGACGAAGAGCAAUACAAGAUCGAAAGGGGAGAUCCCAUUAUGGAGAGAGAGUUUCAAAGGAAUAAAGUGGAAGUUACUUUCAGACGUUUUAUCCGGUCUGUUGAACAGUGUCCAAGUGUCCAGCCCAAGUUUGACCUCCUCCUUAACGACCCUUGGGCCAACAGACACAGGAUUCUAAGACGGUUUCAACAAGCAGCUCGCCGGGUCCUGAUUCAGUGGCGGCUAAAUCGUGUAUUACUUUUGUUUCGUGGACUAGAGAGAGACAUCAAAGGGCAAAGCGAUGAAGAAAGCUCUGUAUCAGAAAACAGCAGUUUGAAAAUCAUCAGCUCAACAGCUAUGGGUGAAGAGCAGAAGAGCGUUGCUUUCAACUUGUCUGUAGAUCACAUAUUACCUUUCAAAUUCCCAACCUAUCAUCCACCUCAGUGGUCUGAUGAACUGGCUCCCGAUGGUCUUGGUCCAGUUCCUGUCAAGUCUUUAGACAUGAAAAUCAAGCACAUUCACCCGUUCUACGACUUAAAGGUUCCUCAGCACUUGAGCAUUAUGGGGUACCAGCCAUUUUGUACACACUAUGCAUCAACAAGUUAUAAACCUCAAAAACUUUCCCGACCACUAAAGCAGGGAGCCAAGGAUGAGCUGAUCUCAAUAGUAACUUCUUCAAAGCCACAGCUCAGUCCUCCCUUUCCACCGGAGGGUCUACACAAACACCCGGGAGAGAAAUCCUUGGAAAAGGCCACGAGCCUUUUAAACCUGGCAGCUCCCAAAGCAUUACUCCAGCCUCCAGACAGUCACCCACUUCGCAUAUUUAACCCUACUCCAGGAUUGUAUGUCUUUAUGCAGCCUUUGGACUAUUCAGAAACAAACAUUGAGUAUCAUCUUUGUCCUCAUCCAAAAUAUAGAUUCACCAAAGAAUAUCCCAUAGGAUCCAGCAUUCCGAUUACACAAAAGAAAUUUCUGCAUCACAAGGAAGUCAUUCGAGGAGUAACAUACUGGAGACGAUUCCCGUCGGUGGUUUAUUCAGCCUUGUCUAAUGCUCCCACUCUGGCAAGCACAGUGAUGCAUCAUUGUAGUGAUCCCUACAAUUUAGAUAUGCUUCCAAGGGACGUACCACCAAUGCUGGAUGACUUACCCGAGAGAGACAAGGAAAAUAUAACUGGCUAUGAGACUGAAGCUGAGUUAAAAGUGGUUCUUUCUCCGGAUAUGCUGAAAGCUGAAUUUCCGCAGAUUGAAUCAGGGGAAGAAGCCAAAAGUAAACCACUGAAAGAUGGAAGCGAUACAGCCUUGGAUGUUAAACUUGAUUCCAGCAACACAGUGGAUACCUCGGCUCCUGUUUCUGGCUCCUGCAGAGACCCGAGAGACCAUCUGGAUUGGUAUUUGCAAUCCCAGAAUAGCAAACUCAGAGAGAGGCUGCAAGGACACAUGGAGAAAAUGAAGCAGAAAGCACUCAACAAAACCCUCAUUCUGGAAUAAGCUAGUUCACAAAUUCCACAACUCAGUCACUAAUGUGCUGUAUCUCAGCCCCACAGUAUUGCUGGUUCAGGACUUCUGUAUCUGUGUAGAACAGGUAUGAAAUUAUGUUCAACAAGCAACAGAUUCCUGUGUAGGCCCAAGCACCCUCUAGUAUAAUCUUGAUUGUGGCCCUUACUGUGUAUAUUGUAUAUGAGCUUAAUGAUCUCUCCGUGAGGGAUUUCUUCCCUAUGUGCUCAUUCAUUGUGCACUGGGGUUAAGUACUGGAAAACUGUCCCAGCACAUAGAUAUUUUGUAGUUUUAUAUACAACUUUUCCCCUCAUCUAUUUAAUGGGCUCUCUUUCCUCUACCACUAAGUACUAUUAUAUGCAUUUUGUCUGAGAGUAUGUGCUGCUUUCAAAUAAAAUGUAAAAAAUCAACAUGA
Messenger RNA from Dermochelys coriacea (leatherback sea turtle), 3329 nucleotides. RefSeq names its product cilia and flagella associated protein 221 (gene CFAP221). The transcript has 25 exons. Gene Ontology annotation, biological process: cilium movement; cilium assembly. Bases 239 to 2908 code for a protein of 889 amino acids. Lineage: Eukaryota; Metazoa; Chordata; Testudines; Dermochelyidae. Gene Ontology annotation, cellular component: cilium. The record is from RefSeq and is a predicted model, not a curated record.